Messenger RNA from Thlaspi arvense, 4926 nucleotides. The record is from the annotation of a GenBank genome assembly. Lineage: Eukaryota; Viridiplantae; Streptophyta; Magnoliopsida; Brassicales; Brassicaceae.
AUGAAAUGGUCGAAAAAAGAUUAUAAAAAAAGUCUCACAGACGACGACGAUUCGUCCUCUCCCAUGGCUUCUCCACUACUGAAGAAGCUGAUCAUCUUAAACUUUCUAAAUUUCCUUUCCUCCACCAUCAUCGUUGACUCAUCAGAACCACAGUGUCGGCAUUAUACAUCGAUCAUCAGCUUCGGUGAUUCCGUCGCCGACACCGGCAAUUAUGUACAUCUCUCCGACGUUAAUCAUCCUCCUCAGGCCGCCUUUCUUCCUUACGGAGAAACCUUCUUCCAUUCUCCCUCUGACCGUUACUCCGACGGCCGCCUCAUCAUCGAUUUCAUUGCCGAAUUCUUGGGACUACCGUACGUACCGCCUUACUUUGGAUCCCAAAACGUGAGCUUUGAGCAAGGGAUCAAUUUCGCAGUGUAUGGAGCAACAGCUUUGGAUCGCUCGUUUCUUGUUGAAAAAGGAAUCGAGUCUGAAAUCACAAAUGUUAGUUUAAGUGUUCAGCUUAACAUCUUCAAGCAGAUUUUACCUAACCUCUGCGCCUCGUCGUCUCGUGAUUGCAGAGAGAUGCUUCGAGGCUCGCUGAUACUAAUGGGAGAGAUCGGAGGGAACGACUAUGAUUACCUGUUUUUAGAAGGCAAAAGUAUCACUGAAAUUAAAGAGCUUGUUCCUCUAGUCAUCAGAGCUAUUUCAUCUGCGAUUAUGAAUUUGAUCGAUUUGGGAGGCAAAACAUUUCUGGUGCCUGGAAACUCUCCAAUUGGAUGUUUCUCCGCACAUCUUACUCUAUUUCAGACCGCGAAAGAAGAAGAAUACGACCCUUUAACAGGUUGUCUCACAUGGCUCAACGAAUUCGGAGAGUACCACAAUGUACAGCUUAAGGCAGAACUGAAACGACUCCAGAAAUUAUACCCUCAUGUCAACAUCGUUUACGCCGACUACUACAACUCUUUAUACCGGUUUUUCAAAGAACCAGCCAAAUACGGGUUCAAGAACAGACCAUUGGUUGCUUGUUGUGGAGCUGGAGGUCAAUAUAAUUUCACUAUUUAUCAACAGUGUGGUUACGGAGGAGUUAGCUAUUGUCAAAAUCCAUCUGAGUACGUGAAUUGGGAUGGUUUUCAUUUCACCGAAGCCACACACCAGAAGAUGGCUCACGAUAUACUCAACGGUCCCUACGCAACUCCUACUUUCGACUGGUCCUGCCUUGGCUCUGCAUCAAAGCUUAUCUUAAGCUUUCUACUUCUCUUUUCCUCUAUCACCAUCGUUGCCUCAUCAGAACCACUGUGUCGGAAUUAUAAAUCGAUCAUCAGCUUUGGUGAUUCCAUCGCGGACACCGGAAGUUAUGUCCAUCUCGCCGACGUUAAUCAUCUUCCUCAGGCAGCUUUUCUUCCUUAUGGAGAAACCUUCUUCCAUUCUCCCUCCGGUCGGUACUCCGAUGGCCGCCUCAUCAUUGAUUUCAUCGCCGAAUUCUUGGGACUGCCGUACGUACCGCCUUACUUUGCAUCCCAAAACGUGAGCUUCGAGCAAGGAAUCAAUUUCGCAGUGUAUGGAGCAACCGCCUUGGAUCGUGCGUUUCUUAUGGAAACAGGAAUUGAAUCUGAUUUCACCAAUGUUAGCUUAAGUGUUCAACUUAACAUCUUCAAGCAGAUUUUACCAAACCUCUGUGCCUCGUCUUCUCGUGAUUGCAGAAAGAUGCUUGGAGACUCGCUGAUACUCAUGGGGGAGAUUGGAGGGAACGACUUUAAUUACCCGUUUUUCGAAGGCAAAAGUAUUAAUGAAAUCAAAGAGCUUGUUCCUCUAGUAAUCAAAGCUAUAUCUUCAGCGAUUGUGGAUUUGAUCGACUUGGGAGGCAAAUCAUUUCUGGUGCCCGGAAACUUUCCACUUGGAUGUUUCCCCGCGUAUCUUACUCUAUUUCAGACUGCGAACGAAGAAGAACACGACCCUUUUACAGGUUGUAUGCCACGGCUCAACGAAUUCGGAGAGCACCACAAUGAACAGCUGAAGACAGAACUCAAAAGACUCCAAAAACUAUACCCUCAUGCCAACAUCAUUUACGCUGACUACUACAACUCUAUGUACCGGUUUUUCCAAGAACCAGCCAAAUACGGGUUCAAGAAUAGACCUUUGGGUGCUUGUUGUGGAGUUGGAGGUAAAUACAACUUCACUGUUAAUGAAGAGUGCGGAAAAAGAGGAGUCAGCUAUUGUCAAGAUCCAUCUGAGUAUGUGAAUUGGGAUGGUUAUCAUUUAACCGAAGCUACGCACAAGAAUAUGGCUCAUGGUUUACUCAACGGUCCCUAUGCCACUCCUGCUUUCGACUGGUCUUGUCUUGGCUCUGGUACAAAAAAGGAAGAAAAAGUUCACAGACGACUAUCUCUUGCCAUGGCUUUUCCACUGAAGAAGCUGAUCAUCUUAAGCUUUCUACUUAUCUUUUCCUCCACCAUCAUCGCGGCUUCAUCAGAAACACCAUGUCGGUAUUAUAAUUCGAUCAUCAGCUUCGGUGAUUCCUACUCCGACACUGGCAAUUAUCUCUAUCUUUGCGACGUCAAUCAUCCUCCUCCGGCCGCCUUUCUUCCUUACGGAGAAACUUUCUUCCAUCAUCCCUCGGGCCGUAACUCCGAUGGCCGCCUCAUCAUCGAUUUCAUUGCCGAAUACUUGGGACUACCGUACGUACCGCCUUACUUCGGAUCCCAAAACGUGAGCUUCGAGAAAGGCAUCAAUUUCGCGGUGUAUGGAGCAACCGCCUUAGAUGGUGCGGUUCUUGCCGAAAAAGGAAUUGGAUCUGAGUUGACAAAUGUCAGUUUAAGUGUUCAGCUCAACAUCUUCAAGCAGAUAUUACCUAACCUCUGCGCCUCAUCUUCUCGUGAUUGCAGAGAGAUGCUUGGAGACUCGCUGAUACUCAUGGGACAGAUUGGAUCGAACGACUAUUACUACCCGCUUUUCCAAGGAAAAAGUAUCAGUGAAUUUAGAGAUAUAGUUCCUCUGGUCAUCAAAGCUAUUUCUUCUGCUAUUGUGGAUUUGAUCAAUUUGGGAGGCAAAGCAUUCCUGGUGCCAGGACUCGAUCCACUUGGAUGUUACCCGCCGUAUCUUACUCUGUUUCAGACCGGGAAAAAAGAAGAAUACGACCCUUUAACAGGUUGUCUCACAUGGCUGAACGAAUUCGGAGAGUACCACAAUGUACAGCUUAAGACAGAACUCAGGCGACUCCGGAAACUAUACCCUCAUGUCAACAUCAUUUACGCCGACUACUACAACUCCUUAUACCGGUUUUUCAAAGAACCAGCCAAAUACGGGUUCAAGAACAGACCUUUGGUUGCUUGUUGCGGAGUUGGAGAGUGUGGAUACAGAGGAGUUAGCUACUGUCAAAACCCAUCUGAGUAUGUUAAUUGGGAUGGUUAUCAUUUAACCGAAGCCACGCACCAGAAGUUGGUUUACGGUAUACUCAAUGGUCCCUAUGCAACUCCUGCUUUCGACUGGUCCUGCCCUGGCUCUCCAUCAGUGGAUAAGGAGUACUUUUUCAGCAAACCACCGUGUCGGCAUUAUAAAUCGAUCAUUAGCUUCGGUGAUUCCAGCGCCGACACAGGAAAUUUUAUCCGUCUCUCAGACGUCAAUCAUCCUCCUCAAGGCGCCUUCCUUCCUUACGGCGAAACCUUCUUCCAUUCUUCCACCGGCCGUUACUCCGACGGCCGCCUCAUCAUCGACUUUAUCGCCGAAUUCUUGGGACUUCCGUACGUACCGCCUUACUUCGGAUCCCAAAAUGUUAGCUUGGAGAAUGGGAUCAAUUUUGCUGUGUAUGGAGCGACAGCCUUGGAUCGUGCGUUUCUUGUCGAAAAAGGAAUUGUAUCUGAUUUCACCAAUGUUAGUUUAAGUGUUCAGCUCAACAUCUUCAAGCAGAUUUUACCUAACCUCUGUGCCUCGCCAUCUCGUGAUUGCAGAGAGAUGCUUGGAGACUCACUGAUACUCAUGGGAGAGAUUGGAGUGAACGACUAUAAUUACCCGUUGUGCGAAGGCAAAAGUAUCAAUGACAUCAAAGAGCUUGUUCCUCUAGUCACCAAAGCUAUUUCCUCUGCGAUUGUGGAUUUGGUCGACUUGGGAGGCAAAACAUUUCUGGUGCCUGGAAACUUUCCACUUGGAUGUUACCCCUCGUAUCUUACUCUGUUUCAGACCACGGAAGAAGAAGAACUCGACCCUUUUACGGGUUGUCUUCCAUGGCUCAACGAAUUCGGGGAGCACCACAAUGAACAGCUUAAGAAAGAACUUAAACGACUCCAAAAACUCUACCCUCAUGUCAGCAUCAUUUACGCUGACUACUACAACUCUAUGUACCGGUUUUUCCAAGAACCAGCCAAAUACGGGUUCAAGAACAGGCCUUUGGGUGCUUGUUGUGGAGUUGGAGGUAAAUACAACUUCACUGUUAAUAAAGAGUGUGGAUAUAGAGGAGUUAGCUACUGUCAAAAUACAUCUGAGUAUGUUAAUUGGGAUGGUUAUCAUUUAACCGAAGCUACGCACCAGAAGAUGGCUCAUGGCUUAUUGAACGGUCCCUAUGCAACUCCUGCUUUCGACUGGUCUUGCCUUGGCUCUGCAUCACCCGAUAAAGAGUAUCCUUUCAGCAUUUAAAGCUCAGAUUUUUGUGGAAACGGCAAGAGAAGAAAAUAUAGGUGGUGAUGAUUAUUAACAACAAGAAUAAAACCAGAAAAGGAAAAGAAACAAGAAGAGGUUGCUUGUACGGCAAAGUUUUGGUACAAUCAAGGAUAAAAACAUCAAAGAGAGCAUAUGUGCCAACCAUAUUCUAUCUGAUGAUGGUAGAUGCACUCCAGAUAUAAUCUUCAUUAGUAUCUAAUUUUUUUUUUUUUUUUUAUCAUAAGUGUGAAGAAAUUGCUAUUUUGAAUUGUUUAAAACUAAACAUGAUACUAAAAUUAUUUUCAGAUCUCCUUAGAA